Messenger RNA from Penicillium hordei, 2637 nucleotides. It is a transcript of the gene facB, whose product is annotated as C6 transcription factor FacB/Cat8. Bases 1 to 2637 code for a protein of 878 amino acids. Gene Ontology annotation, biological process: DNA-templated transcription; regulation of DNA-templated transcription. The transcript has 3 exons. Gene Ontology annotation, molecular function: DNA binding; zinc ion binding; DNA-binding transcription factor activity, RNA polymerase II-specific. NCBI's taxonomy places the organism in Eukaryota, Fungi, Ascomycota, Eurotiomycetes, Eurotiales, Aspergillaceae. The record is from RefSeq and is a predicted model, not a curated record.
AUGCCUGGUAUCUUGCCUAUGAAAGUGAUCAAGGUCGGUGGAACUGGCACAACGAGCCGUAUUGCCCAGGCCUGUGACCGGUGCCGAAGUAAGAAAAUACGCUGCGACGGUGUUCGACCUUGCUGCUCGCAAUGCGCCAACGUGGGCUUCGAGUGCCGCACCAGCGACAAACUGAGCCGCCGCGCCUUCCCACGUGGAUAUACCGAGUCGCUAGAAGAACGAGUCAGGAGUUUAGAAACCGAAGUUAAAGACUUGAAGGACCUGUUAGACGAGAAGGAUGAGAAGAUCGAUGUUUUGUCCCGGAUCCAUUCGUUUACGCCGCAACGACCUGCCUCCACGCGGUCUCCCUCUGCUUCUGCGACAGUGAAAUCGAGCACUUCGGCUUCAUCGGAUGGCGUGUUUCAUGUAGAGCGAUCGACGACCCGACCACAGAAGUUGCAGAACCCUUUUAUUGGAUUUUCUAGCACCCAGGGCUUUGCUGAUGUCUUUACCAACAAGCUUGUCAGUGAGGGUAAAUCAGCAACAAAGGUCCCCACAGGGGCGCUCACUGCCUUACCUACCUUGGUAGUCCAGGGUGUCCCUAACCAGCCCGUGAAAACGCCACCGCGCUUGGUGUCGGACCAGCUGAUUAACAUCUUCUUCCAAGAAUGGGCGCCGCUGUACCCUGUGGUACAUCGUCCGACAAUUUUGAAGGCUUAUGAGCAGUAUCUCAACAAUUACGAAACUCUCCAGCGCAAUCCGCAUGUGAUGGCGCAGUUGAACCUGAUUUUUGGCAUUGCUGCUCUUUCAUCAAUGUCGCGCACCAACCAAGACCCGACUUUCUUCGAAGAGAACUGGUCGGCCACUCUUGAUUCGUUCUCGAGUGAAACGUCGAUUUCCAGCCUGCAAUGCUUUGUGCUUGGUCAAAUCUACUGCAUGACCAAAGGCGACUACCGUACAUUGCUUCGCUACCGUGCCCUUGGUGUGGAUAUUUGCCAUCAGCUAGGCCUGCACGAACAGCAAGAAAGCUCAGGCAACCCACUGGAAUAUGAGACUCGUAAGAAGGUUUUCUGGUCGCAAUAUGUGCUUGACCGAUUCUGCUCCGCGCUUACUGGACUGCCUGUCCUUUUGCGCGAAGAAGAUAUCGAGACUGAGUAUCCAGUUGAUGUGGACGAUGAGAAUGUCACAGAAACAGGGUUUUUGCCGACCCUUCCAGGUGAAUCCACUCGCAUUUCCAGUGCUAUCGCUCUCUUCGGAGCCGCAAGAAUCUUGAACAAGGCUUUGGACGAUCUGUUCCCUUCAAGGUCUGGUUACGAUGUAUGUGUUUCGAAGAUGCGCUCGGUGAAAGGGCAAUUAGACCAGUGGCUUCACACACUACCGCCACAUCUUCGUCUUGAGUUCAGUCAGGAUAAGCCUAGCACAAACGUCACGAGUAGUCGAUCGCCGCUCCUGUCACUUGUGUACUAUUUCAUUCGAUCUUUGAUACAUCGUCCGGCUGUCUGCUACGCCGACGAGAACAUUCGCUCUCCGUCUGUCCUGGCGCUGUCUGAUUCAGCAAAGCAUAUCAUUCAAAUUCUUGAACUUCUUGAUGAAAGGCGUCUGUGUCUGUCUGUUUGUAUCAACAGGAAAGAGCUCAUAUUCUUUUCCGGCCUUGGACUCCUUUGGCAAAUGCUUGAUGUCAAAAACGAUAGCAAACUGGCCAAGGAUAGCCAGAAGCUGCUUGGAACCGCCAUGAAAUACCUCCAAUCAGAGUCAAGCGCGGCGGCUGAUGAAUUUGGCACGCUGUCCAACACUCUAAUUUCUCUGGACAGCGGAAGACGCCCGUCGGUGGGCAAGCAGCAACACCAGGAGAUGGUGGCGCCAACAGAAAAGCCGAGCAAAUCCCCCAAGAAGCACUUGCAGGCCUUAAAAUCGCGCCUUAUUGCCUGCUCCACCCGUGAUAAGCAGCCUCCAACACAGCCCUCCCCACAGUCCUCUCGCCGAAACACCAUCUCCGGAGCUACACCCCCACAUAUCCCCCAGUCGCUCCGCUCCCCAAGCUGGAGCAGCCUGCCCCUUACUCAACCUGACCAGCUCCCAGGCCCACUAUACCUCAACGAUAAAGGCCACUCCCCCUUGGACCUACCCUCAGACCCCCGCUUAAACGCAUCCUUGGGCUACGACCACCCACGUUCCAUGUCCUGCUCUACACCCUCCGACCCCACAGCUGGCGCCAUCACAAUGGCCGAUUGGGAAUAUGUGUUGAGCGACAUGGACCGGGGGUACUCCAACAUUUUCACAGGCAUCUACGGUGGCAAAGAAUGCGGCGAAGACCCGGGCCCGUUCGCCUCCAUCGCAGCAGAAUACAUUCGCAAACCCAACGACUCCUCCCUAGUCAAUCCCCCGCAGAGUGAUAUGCACGGCCUCUCGCCCGAGGCGUGGUCCGCCAGUAGUGGCGACUUCGUACAUAAGCAAGAACAUACCGCGCAGAGCGUUCUGAGCUAUUCGAGCGAGAGUAUGGGGAGUGCCGAGGAGUCUCUAGCGCCAUAUUCUGAUGCUAAGGUCUUCCCUGAGGAUAUCAACACCAUCGAUCCUUUCCAUGCCUUUGCCAUGCAAGGUGAAGAUGAGGUCGAUGAGUUCUCCCUGGCCAAUGGCUGGGACCGACGACUGGCCGUCUGA